Ruditapes philippinarum (Manila clam) is the source of this 3623-nucleotide messenger RNA. Its product is annotated as protein crumbs-like. Gene Ontology annotation, cellular component: protein-containing complex; plasma membrane. NCBI's taxonomy places the organism in Eukaryota, Metazoa, Mollusca, Bivalvia, Venerida, Veneridae. The transcript is spliced from 8 exons. The coding region runs from base 42 to 2549 and encodes 835 amino acids. Gene Ontology annotation, biological process: heterophilic cell-cell adhesion; cell communication; establishment or maintenance of epithelial cell apical/basal polarity. Gene Ontology annotation, molecular function: calcium ion binding. The record is from RefSeq and is a predicted model, not a curated record.
UUCUCAAAUUGUGUUAAAGCAAUUGCCAAGAGACAGUUUCGAUGCAAUCGAAGUUAAUAACAACGAGUCUAACAAUAUGUGAUGGAGUUCUAGUGAAUUCGCAGCCGACAAACCAAGGAUACAAUUUGCUAGGUGUUACAUCAUGGCCGGUUUUCCAAGUAACAGUACAGUACAAUGAACACAACAUUACAUUUGAAAAUCAACAAUACCCGCCGGCAUCAUAUAGAGCAGGCGUCCCCUAUAACAAAGCAAAACCACUUCAAAUGACGUUCACGUUUGGUGACAAAACUUUAGUUCUAGAAGCAAUAAUUUGGUGCGACACUCAUCAUUCUGGCAAUUAUUGUCAACAUACAUGUAGCGCAAGAGGAAAUAAAAUAUGUGACGAGAAUGGACACUUGGUUUGCAAGACAGGGUACCAUGGAAAUAACUGCAUAGACAUAAAUGAAUGUCAGGGUUCAAAUCCUUGCACGAAUGGCGGGACAUGUCAUAAUACCCCAGGAUCAUUCACUUGUCAAUGUCUCAAAAGCUGGACUGGACGUUUAUGUGACGUUGAUGUUGAUGAAUGUUCUUUACAACUUUGUACAAAUGCAACAACUUGUACAAAUUCCCCUGGGUCAUUUCACUGCCAAUGUGAAAAUGGAUUUCGUGGACGUUAUUGCACAGAUACUGACGAAUGUAAACUCCCAAUAAAGCUUUGUCAACACAACGGCACAUGUUUGAACACAUAUGGUUCCUAUUCAUGCAUAUGCUCUGUAGAUUAUUUUGGAAACAGAUGUGAACAAUGUCAAUCAUGUGGUCCUCACAGUGUAAAUUGCACAAAUAAGAACGGUAAUUUAACUUGUAAGUGCAAAGAAGGUUGGAAUGGUAAAACUUGUCAAAACGAUAUAGAUGAAUGUCAUACCAAGUCUUGUCAUAAUGGGACAUGCAAUAAUAACCCCGGUACUUACAGCUGCAGUUGUUAUUCAGGGUACACGGGCAGACACUGUGAAAAUGAUUUGGACGAAUGUUUAUCGGUGAGGUGUGCUAACAAUGGUACGUGUGUCAACUUACCUUACCCACAGAGGUAUAGAUGUGAUUGUGCGCCAGGAUGGGAUCCUAAAAGCCGUUGUCAUCAUCAUUUAGAUGAAUGUAAACCAAACCCCUGUAUUCAUGGAAAUUGUACAAAUAAAAAUGGAAACUACCUUUGUACCUGUAAAACUGGAUGGACUGGUAGGAAGUGUGAUGUCUUUGACAGAUGUAAAGAAAAUCCAUGCUUAAACAAUGGAACAUGUUCCAAUGAACCUGUUAAUAACUUGUGCAAAUGUGCUAAUGGUUGGACGGGGGACAAUUGCUCUGUUGAUAUAGAUGAGUGUAAUACUAGUAAUCCUUGCAAGAACAAUGGUCGAUGCACUAAUAUUAAUGGCGGGUAUAUGUGUGUAUGUGGAGCCGGGUGGACGGGCCAAAACUGUACAGCAGAUGUUAAUGAAUGCAGAAAGUAUAAUCCCUGUAAACACAAUGGUAGUUCUCUGGAUAUCAAUGAAUGUGAAGUAACUGUACCAUGUCAAAAUAAUGGGACAUGUAAAAAUACAAAUGGGGGUUACUCAUGUACAUGUCCAUUUAGCUGGAAAGGAGAUAAUUGUGAGAUUAGCAUAAUAGAUUGCAAUAAUCUACCAUGUCAGAACAAUGGAAGCUGUUCAUACACAAAUGACGGAUACACAUGUAAGUGUUCCAAAGGCUGGACCGGCAGAAAUUGCGAAUCUGGCUUAUCAUCAAAUUUUAAACUAGAGGAUGCGAUAAAGCCAGAAUGCACGGAUUUUGGAUGGAAUAUUUCUGUUGAUAUGUCAGAACUAAAACAAUUAUAUCCUGGUAUCACGAUCAACAAUAUUUUCUUCGGUGACAACUCCUGUAAGGGGAAAUUGGUAGAGAGUAUUGUGUUAUUUUCGCAAGGAUUUCAGGACUGUCUAACAGCGGAAAGGAUAUCAGGCGAUACGAUAAUAUAUGAAAAUGAGUUGUUUUAUGCAAUCUACGAUCCUAUUCGUCCAUUUAUUAUUAGACAACACAAAUUCACAUUUGGAGUUGAAUGUGACGUCAGUCGUAAUGAAGCGACGUCAUCACACGUACAUCAUAAUGUUGAAAUGCACCAUUCGGCUGUUCUUCAGCAUUAUAGUAUAAACAUGGCAUUUUAUAAAGACCAAGGUUAUAUAGAUAAACUGCCAGGAAAUCCAAUACAAACGAAUGUUGGGGAUGAUAUAUAUGUCAAAGUGUUUACUACGGCUACUGACUGGAAUAUAAAAAUGAGGUUACAUACAUGUUAUACGAGCCCCAAUCAACCGACGAAGAAAUUAAUUUACUACAUUAUCAAGGAUGGUUGUGAAGUAGAUAGUAAUACUCAUAUCAUAUCGCAGUCAACACAUGAGACAAGAUUUGUGUUUCAAGAUUUUGAGUACUCCACCGAUAGAGAGGGUCUAAAUAUCAACUGUAACGCUACAUUUUGUGAAAGUAAAGAUUUUUCUCCUGGAUGUUCUCAGUCAUGUCAGCCAGACAAUACGCAGGCACUCAUUGGGAAAUAAAUCAAGCUAUUCAUCCGUGAAACAAGCAUUUGAUAAUUAAUUUGCUAUUAAUUUUAUAAUAGAUUCCUUAAAAACAAAACUUUUCGUCAUAACUUUGUUGAAAAGGUAAACAACUUCAUUUUACAUAUAAUUCAGUGGAAAGUUUGCAAAGAAGUGUGUCGUGACUGUAAGUAAACUAAUUUAAACAUAACAAAACAUUUAUUUAUAACAUUUUAAGUAUGAUUGUAUUUAAUAAUACCAAAAUUUUGAUAAUAUUUAAAACAAUGACAAAUUUAUAAAUACCAAAUUAUAGAAGAAAAUGUUUGAAUGAUAGGCAGUGACAUAUUACCUUUCAGCAAUCUAGAUAAUUGUUAUUACAUGAAAUUGCAUACAGCACACAACAUGAUAUUAUUCAAAUUUAUCUCGACGGACAAGACAUUUUGUAAGUUUUAAUAAACGAUUUAAAUGAAAAUAAAUGUGUUUUAAAUUACUCCUUUGAAUAAAAUAGUACAUGAAAGGUAAAAUGGCAUAAAACUGAAUAAAUGCUUGUACUAGCUAUAUUCAAUAUUACUUUCUAAUGUUUUAAGACAUCAAAGAAGAUAUAGAAUGAAGAGUUAAGCAUUAAAUGCAGCACGUUUACUCAUAUUUGGGUAUUUUAUGGUGGCUGAUUUGGUACACUUGUGCGUCGUAUUGUCGCUAGCGACAGCACGACAAAGCGCCCAACGGCACAUUGUCAGACAUUCAUCUUGUCGUCCGUUAACGAUGCACGCCAAACGGCGCGUUGUCAUACGGAGCGUUGUCGCGAUGUCACAUUGUUGCUUGGCUCAAAUCGAAGGAUUUGCUAUUUGUAUAUAUAAAAGCCAAACGACAGGGCGACAUCGCCACACAACGUGCCGCACGACAAAGUGCCGUUUGGCGCAUUUCAGUAGCAACAAGAAGAAAAGGCGAUAACGAUAUAGGUGUGUUGUCGGUAUCGACAACGCAACGCGCAGUGUACCAAAUCAGCCACCAUCGUAUUUCCAUAGUAUUACUCUGUGAAUAGUAUUAUAGAUUCUACUACUUUCAUUAACAUUGGUACUAGUUAUAUAUAAAUCU